GGUUGCAUUGUUGGAUGGGACUUAGCGCAUGCGUAUGCGAAUGUCCCUUUACGUUUGCACGAUUGGAAUGUGGAUUUUGCAUGUUGGUGUACAUAUAAAUAUGGAUCGUCGGGUGCUGGUGGCUUGGGAGGUGCCUUCGUGCAUCAGAAAUAUGCGAACGAUAAACGUGAACGAAUGUUNCCAAUGAUGCUUGUUGUACCACUUCAAGCUUUUCUUGAGGUAAUGUCGAAAACAUCUUUGGAAGAACUUCGAAAGAAAUCAAUUCUCUUGACGGGUUAUCUUGAGUUCCUUAUUAAUCAUCAUUUACAUCCGCAUUCCAACACUGGAAAAACCAACAAAGUAAGAUCUUAA
Anisakis simplex (herring worm) is the source of this 351-nucleotide messenger RNA. Lineage: Eukaryota; Metazoa; Nematoda; Chromadorea; Rhabditida; Anisakidae. The record is from the annotation of a GenBank genome assembly.